Messenger RNA from Lindgomyces ingoldianus, 3305 nucleotides. RefSeq lists its product as uncharacterized. The transcript is spliced from 5 exons. Gene Ontology annotation, biological process: polyphosphate metabolic process; microautophagy; vacuolar transport. Lineage: Eukaryota; Fungi; Ascomycota; Dothideomycetes; Pleosporales; Lindgomycetaceae. Gene Ontology annotation, cellular component: fungal-type vacuole membrane; vacuolar transporter chaperone complex. Bases 376 to 3075 code for a protein of 899 amino acids. The record is from RefSeq and is a predicted model, not a curated record.
UUUGUUCUCGCGCUACGUCAUACUUACACGACCUCUUCGCGAUCCACAGGUACCUCAUUUGGGAGGAGGCGCGACAGGAGCUCGCCUCUAAAGCGCAACAGCGCCCUGCAAACAUACAAACCGCCAACCGCUCCGAGGGUACGGUCUCCUCUGUGAAUUGUGAUUUCCCUUGGUCAAUUGCCCUCUUUUUACUUCGCAUUCUAUUCUUGUCCUCCUCGGUGCUGUGGUCUAGCAAUACCUGUUUUCAUUUUUCCUGCCGUUUAACUGUGAGCUCCCAUUAGGUCCAGGACUUGUGUAACGACGUACAAAGAAGUUGCCGUAUGCCAGCCAAGGAAAUUUUGCAGAGUACCAGAAUUCUGGGCUCCACAGGAGGAUAUGAAAUACGGGGACACCUUGCGCCAGCGGUCAAUACCGGAAUGGGUUCACUUCAACAUCGACUAUGAUUAUCUCAAGGACCUGAUCAAACACCAGACCACCCCGGGCGCCGGUAAAGCUGUGUCGAUCCCAGGGCAAGAGGAGCCAAUGGAGAGAGCUUUUGGGGACACUUUCUUCCGAGUCUUGAAGGCGCAGCACGAUCGCAUCAACCUAUUCAUAAAGAGCAAAAGCGGGGAAAUUGAGCGAAGGGUGGACCACAUCAGCAAGCGAUUGUUGCAACUCCAGGCACGUCAGACUGCGGACAGUCCGGGGACACGGCUGCCGGCAAGGACGGUUGAGAAGUAUGCAAAAAUUGAUGCGGACGUUACCAAGGCCGGCGAAGAGAUUCGAUCCUUAUCGAGGUUUCGGGUCGCUCAGUGCACUGGAUUCCACAAAAUACUGAAGAAAUACAAACGAUGGACAAGAGACCUGGAGCUUGAGCGUUGUUUUAGGGAGGAAAUUAUUGAGAGCCCAGAAAGCUUCUUUGAACUAGACCUUGGGUAUCUUCUCGAUCAAUACAUCGAUGUUCUCGGUGCUCUUCGGGCACCCUUUGAUAGUUCUAAGGCAAGGACUUCGUCCGGCGAAACGGGAAAGAACGCAUUCCCUUCCUCCCAAAAUGACGCAAACGUCCCGGCACGAUUUUCCAAGGCUGUUGAAGAGGGGUCAGAGUUGGACUUUGAUAUUUCCUUGGCUACAAUACCUCUUGGAGCUCAAGGUAGCAAAGCCACAUAUUGGGUACACCCGGACCACAUUGUUGAAGUCGAGGUAAUGCUCCUCCAGCAAAUGCGCCUCUUCACUAGCAUCAGCACCAAGGCGUCUAGUUCUCCGAGGGGCUCCCCAUGCUCAUCACCUGUCCAUCGAAAAUCAUCGGCGACGUCCGGCAAGUAUUUCGGUAAUGAAGGUGAGAUUGGCUCGAUAAUCUUGGAUCAUCCUGACACUUUUGCGAUAAACCAGAAUGCAAGCACGGUUGGUUCAAGCGAGGAGGCCACGGGCACUAUCCGAGCUAGGGCGGCUGGCAACGCUCGAUGGACUUCUUCUGGAGAAGCAGCAGUGGUAGUCGGACUGGAAUCAAACCAGAAUAUCGAGGGCCCGGAGCCCAUCAACGUGGCCAAAUUGAAGCGCAAACAUCUCGAGGCUUUCCUUGAGCCUUUCACGCUUCCACGGACUCGACGAAAUUCAGCUCUGACCGAACAGGUGGAACAGUCCGAGGAUGCUGCGCAAGAAAAUACGGCAAUGGUUCAGAAAUGGCUUAUCGACCAUGCCAAUAUCAGACCGAUCGCUGGCUUGUUCGCAAAACGCACCAGAUUCGUUGGGCUGCGCAACGGCCCUACCGGUGGCUUAUGGGCAUAUCUAGAUCGAGACAUAUAUAUGAAAUCCUCCCUUCACAAAGAUCUCAAGAGCAACGAAUGGGUUGCUAAUGCGCGAGUUGGGUCAUCUAGAUUCCCUCAUGCUGUUUUGGAAGUCCAUCGGGAAGGGAGUCAAUCACAAGAGCUUAUCCAAUUAUUGGAUCAAAGUCAUUUGCUUGAGCGCGUGCGCGGCUUUUCUCUAGAAAUCCACACGGUUUGGACCUGCUGUCAGCCCGAAGCAAUGUCAACCCCGCUCUGGAUGCCCUUGCUAGAUACUGACAUUCGAAGAGUACCUGUCCCCGUAAAGAGGCAGUGUAGGAAUGCAGGAAGUGUGUCCGAUUCUGCGUCUCAGACCUCACCUCCGCAUACAGGAACUUCUGCGACAUCAAUGACGGAUGGCCGGACGAGUCCAUGCGCUCUACGAAACGGAGAAUCAUCUGCUACGUCAGGACCAGGACUGAUUCAAGCUCCGCCACUGCGGGCCUUUCGGAAGAAACCACAACGACCUUACUCAGAAUAUCUACCGCCGGUACAAGCUGAAGAGCAACCUCGUACUCGAGGAUACUGGAAUGAAUACGACAACCCAGAAUCAGAAGACGAAGGAUACUACAUAUACGUUGACCCGAAUGCGACUAUAAAGUUUCCUGGUCAAGAGUUGAUGGAAGCGUGGACACGCAAAGCCAAACGCCUCUUCUGCGUUGGCGAGGUUCCUCAGGAAUCAUCCUUGUUGUCUACUGCCGAGCUCGGAAUCGGUGAUGAUGGUGAUGAUGAUGAUGAGGAGGAGGAGGAGGGGGAGGAGGAGGAGGAGACGGCUGACGAAUCCGUCCUCACCAGUCUGACGAACUAUGGCGCUAUUGCUUCGAAUCGGCGCACCCCACAACACGAGCACGAUGGUUAUUUCAGUGGUCUCUUCCGCUCCCUACGCAACCCGCAUCGCGAUGUUACCGUUCUGGACACGAUGCGGUGGCAUUCUGAGCGCGAACGACAGAGCUUCCUUGCCGAGAUUCAUACUCGACAACAUGAGCGCGAGAUGACAAAAUUGCGAUUCUACUCAACGUGUCUUGCAGCAGCUGCUAUCAUUGACAUCAUCCUCAGCUCUCUGACGAUUACGAGUCGCAGGAAGGAAAGGGGCAUUGUAGAUGGUGUGAUUUUAUUUGGCACGAUCAGCAACUUGUUGCUGCUUGUUAUUGCAGUCCUGAGCAUGAAGACGAGGCAAGAGCGUUUAGGGUGGCUACAUCACGUUGUGGUAUAUGUUAUUGCCACCGGGAUUGUGGUAAUGGAUGUCUUGUUGUUAAGGUGGGUUUUGAGUCCCUAGGGAAGGAUUUCGGGUUGAAUUUUCCGAUUGUUAAACUGUCUAUGAUCCCACAUAGUUUUCGCAUCUUUUCUGAAUAUUUUUUACAAUUUUUGGAUUGUGGAGCUUGGGGUUUCUUAUAUACAUGCGACUCCGACUUAUGAUUUGGAUUCGGAAGACACAAGGCUGUAUUUAGCAAUGCCGUAGAUCCAUGAGAUAAUAAGGGGGCUUGAAUACGCCGCACUUUCGAAAGG